Microdochium trichocladiopsis is the source of this 1979-nucleotide messenger RNA. Its product is annotated as extracellular mutant protein 11-domain-containing protein. The record is from RefSeq and is a predicted model, not a curated record. Gene Ontology annotation, biological process: nucleolar large rRNA transcription by RNA polymerase I. The transcript has a single exon. Gene Ontology annotation, cellular component: RNA polymerase I core factor complex. Gene Ontology annotation, molecular function: RNA polymerase I core promoter sequence-specific DNA binding; TBP-class protein binding. NCBI's taxonomy places the organism in Eukaryota, Fungi, Ascomycota, Sordariomycetes, Xylariales, Microdochiaceae. Bases 208 to 1779 code for a protein of 523 amino acids.
CGCGCCGAAAACCCUUCAAACAUUCAAGGCGAGAGGAAGCUCAUCCAUCACGGAGCAGCCUUUUGAGUCACUCGAUCCUAUAUCGUUCAUCUGUCAUUCCAGGGGCUGCAUUCUCCCAGCUCUCCCUCAUCUGACCGCCUCCCACUGCGCGGCUAGCACAGUGCUCAGUCGUGCACGGCUGCUCCUGCUCCAUCACAGCAAGCAACCAUGAAUAGCAUGCAACAAUGGGUGAUGCAAAAGUCACCCGUCAAUAGCCCGCCAGAGGGAUCCCAGCCGGGGGCAGCCACAUUCGAAGAGGACAAGACGGUGACCCAGGGGCAGUUUACCAAGCAGUUUCAAGCUCAACAUACAGCGCCGCCAGCCACAGAGAAAGCACCACUGUCACCACUGCCACUGGGCAUAAACACUACUCGCUCGGCAUCCGCCGCCGCAGCGCGAAUACCACUGUCUGGCGAUGGCUACAUCAUUCCGAAUCCCGGCAGGCCGGCAUCAGCCAAUCCUAUACAGCAGCUGAGAGGGCGUGAUACGGGUCCAUUCUGGGACGGCUCGACUAUCGACGGCGAGGCCUUCAGCGACUCGGCUAGCAACUUCGAGUUCAGUGACCGUCCCUCGCAACGAGUGUCUCGCCCGUCAACACAGCAAACACAGGUGCCGCGGACACACAAGCAACGCGACUCCUACACUUCGCAAGGCAUCCGCUUCAAGCGGGAGAACACGACCGAUGACAAGGAUCUCAUGAUUGGCGACGACAACACCAUCGGCGGAGCUGGCAGCGCCACGUUCCGCCCAACGUCGACGCCAGGCCCGCGAGACCGCCGGAGCCACUUCAGUAGAGUCGCGGCGGACUUUGAGCGAUUCUCCGAGGACAGCCAGAGUCUGCCGUCGUCACCAGAACCACAGAGCCCUUCCAGCAGAAGAUCGCACCGUCCCAGGCAGGUGACUGUCCAUGCGAGCCCUCGGCAGGACGUCAAGAGCAACCGGCCCAUAGCAGCAGGGGGCUCACACAGGACCCAAGCUCCAAAGACUGGGCGUGACAAGCAGCCAGCCAGCCGCAGUCUUCCUCCGUUGGCUGUUGCGCAACCACAAAACGACUUGGGGUCGGCAGCCGAGAACGGCUCUGAAGAUGCAGAUUCAUACCUGCCAGAUUCGGCAGAAACAGAGUCAGAUCAUGUCGAGCAAGAAACUACGCCAAAGGCAGCCAGAGUAUCCACCAAGGCAGCUGUGUCAAAGCCACAGGUCAACAGGCAACUCUUCAGCGCUGGCUCCUCGGCAGGGAAAGACAUGCAGGGCCCCCAGAUCAACGUGGGCCAUACAUCGAUAGGGCUUGCGCCAUUCAUGGCGGCGGCGAGGAAGCGGCCUCUUGGGCCCGACUAUGACGAUCAAGCAUUGGCAUCGAUGGCAUUUGACAAGUUGCAAAAUCAGGAUUUUGAUUUCGAUCCUGCCAAGGCCGAAGCAUUGUCGGCUGAGAUUCCGCAGGGCACGCUGGAGGAGAAACUGAGCCAUUUCGCCAACAGGGACAAGGAGGCCCAGAGCGAGUUGUUCCAAAAGAUGCCAGUGAGCGAGUGGGAAGAGUCCGGGGAUUGGUUCCUCGAGCGCUUCAGUGACAUUGUCAAGAACUUCAAGCAGGCUAGAAAGGAAAGGCGAGCGCUUGCCGACAAGUUCGAGGCCGAGGUUGCGGAUAGGGCAGAUUUGGUGCGAGGCAGGAUUGAACGCAUUGACAAUACUCUGGAAGGUAUGAAGGAGGAGGGCAAAGGCCUCAUGAAGCACGACUUCGACUGAGUCAAAGUCUGGGAGUGAAGUCAGGUGUAAUAUCACAGUAACUUUGCCGGAGCCGUCAAGAUGGGGCUCGUCACGACAAAGUGCGCAUCUCGUCUUUGUUGAAAACCCAUUUGGUGCAUCCGCAGUGGUCGAAAUGAUAGGCUUCAUCCGAUUCUACAACACAAGCACCUCCUUGACCUUCCUAUCUUUCCCCACGAUCA